AUGUACUGGAUGAGCUACAACAUGAAUUAUGAGGCAGGUCGUGGUGCCCACAAGGGUAUCUCUGCUCACGCUCUCGAGCAAGAUGAAGAACGACGUGUCAUCUUCAUGGACCAUAUUGUCGAGAUAGCUUUGGAUUUGAAGUUUUGUGACGAAGUUGCAAAAGAUGAAAGGACAGUCGACUCGCGGCCGAUGUUCGAAAAUUGGAACAAGGCGUUCGCAGCACAGGACGCAAUUUUCCCUCACCUCGUCUCCUCCGAUUCCCUUUUUCAAGAUAUCACUCGUGUCUCCUAUUAUCUUCCUCUUUUCUUGAAUAUGCACCUCCUUCACUUCUUUACGUUCAUUGCUUCUUGUCUCUCUGUUGCUCGUGCUUUCAGUGUGACAGUCGGGACUCCUACUCAAUGCGGACCUCUCAGCAUUUCGUGGACUGGUGGGCAAGCACCAUUUGAAAUACUCUUAGUCCCUUCCGACCAAAUAUAUCAGAAUAUACCUGUUCCUGCAUCGGCCUUCAGCAAUGGAAAAGGCUCUUAUUCAAUAUCGCAAUUGAUGUUGUUGUCGGCAACGCAGUUCGUAGUCGUUAUGUCUGACGCCACUGGAUUUGCUUCGGGUGGGACGACAAAUAAUUUAAUUGUUGGGAGUUCGACUGCAAACAAUUGCGGCGCUGCAGAUCCGCAUCCUCCUUACACGUUCGAAUUGUCUCCGCUGACGCAAUGCAGUCCAUUUACCAUUACGGCCAGUGGUGCAGUCCCGCCCAUUACUAUUGGGCAACUUAUUCCUGGCGGACUAUCAGUACUAUUCAAUUCCGGUAGCAGCACUUAUAGCUCGAUUUUAGAUGUCAGCGCAGGGACGAACGUCCUGUAUUUUGUCAACGACUCCUUGGGCAACCAAGGUGGGGUCAAUCAAUACGUGCCGGUCUCGGGGUCGAGCGAUUCCUCGUGCCUGAAUUUGCUAUCAUCUACUGCAGGCAUAUCGGCCACAUCCACAGCUUUUCCGUCAUCUAGUUCGAGCAGUUCAUCAAGCAGUCCGUCAAGCAGUCCAUCAAGCAAUUCUUCAAGCAACGAUGUUGCUAUCAUCGCAGGCGCAGCGGGCGGCGGCGGGGCUGUCCUUGUUGGGUUGGUCAUCCUCGGCAUAUGCUUGCGACGUAAACGGAAGGCAUCUCGUUUGCCGGACGUUCGGUCUUCUACAAAAAGCCAUCCGCAUCGACUGCAGCAUACAGAUACAAAUUACAAAGCCAACCCUCACCCACCACAAUCCCCUUCCCCAUAUACUCCUAGCAACCGCACCCGACCCAUUCAUUCUGGCCUAGGAACCCAGUCAGAGAUGACCAAUUCGUCUACCGUCACCUUCGCAGUUAGCGCCCCUCCCUCAUCAUUCAACCAGAAACAACAUUCGCGCCAGAACUCCAACACAGACUCUUCUGCCCACGGGGAUACUCAAAGUUCGACUGUGUCAUUCGCUAACAGCCACCAAUCACCCCCGUCCACCAGAAACUUCACACCCAACGAUCUUCGCACACCGUUCAAUCAGACACUGCAUUCACGCCAGACCUCAGCUACGUCAGCUGUUGAUAGGCGAAUGGCUAGCGUCGCUGAGCUGCCAUCACCGUGGGAGACAGAUCCCGUCAACUACCUUGGUCUAUCCAUCCAAUCCGGAUUCCAACAGAGUCCUAUUAAUGCGUCUGCCACCAACAUGGCGACUGGGGACCAUUACGCACCCUUUAAUCAGACACAGCCUUCGCACAUGAGCCCUAACACGGAGUUUGCUGUCUAUGGGGACGCUCAGAUGUCAGGUAUGACACCCGCCGAGCAUAUGGCUGCGGGGGCUCGACCAGCAUCACCAUUACCACGGAAGGUAGACCCUGUCUACUUUGCUCCACCCGUUCAAGUCGUAUCUCAAUCAACUUCUACCUUUACCGGCAACGACGCAGUUAAGAACCCUCCCGCACCCUCCAAUCAGGCACAAAGUUCCGGUCAGAGCCUUGGUACAGACAGGUUAGAUGUGCACGGAGCAUCUGAAGGUCAAUCUGUACCGUCGGCUAACGCCCAAACGACCUACCAACCUCCUAGCCGAAUCAUCGUUCAUACAGACGCUAAUGAUGUUGUGCCAAACGAAAAUGGUGUAGUUGAACUUCCGCCGCAGUAUUCACAGCAUUGGGAAAUGCGUGCUCACUGA
Messenger RNA from Suillus plorans, 2169 nucleotides. RefSeq lists its product as uncharacterized. The coding region runs from base 1 to 2169 and encodes 722 amino acids. The transcript has 8 exons. The record is from RefSeq and is a predicted model, not a curated record. Lineage: Eukaryota; Fungi; Basidiomycota; Agaricomycetes; Boletales; Suillaceae.